Molecule: messenger RNA, 441 nt
Organism: Armigeres subalbatus
Lineage: Eukaryota; Metazoa; Arthropoda; Insecta; Diptera; Culicidae
Exons: 1
Coding region: 1-441 (146 amino acids)
Source: RefSeq, a predicted model, not a curated record
AUGGAGAUUGAUCCCUGGCAAGCAAAUCCUGUCGACUACGCCACCAAGUGGAGUAGUCUUCCAAAAUUGUCAUCUGAAGACAGGUGGUUCAAUGGUCCUGACUUUCUACAGCGCCCUGAAGAUGACUGGCCGCAACCGAACAAUCACGAAGAUUCGACCGACAAUGAACUACGUACAUCGCUCCUAGUACACCACACUCUUCCGAAGUCAGUGCUCUGCGUCAACAACCCGACUUGGGAGAGACUGCGCAAGGUUGUCGCAUACAUCCACCGAUUCGCCGAUAAUUGGCUCAACAAAAGCCGAGGAUCACCUACAGCAACCGGUUCAUUUGAGGCGAAGCAACUCCUCAAAGCCGAACGUACCAUUAUUCGACUCUGCCAACAAGAAUUCUACCUCGAUGAGAUGACGACGCUCCAACCAAACGACCCGAAACCACGAUGA